This is a messenger RNA of Phycomyces blakesleeanus NRRL 1555(-), 1503 nucleotides long. RefSeq lists its product as hypothetical. The coding region runs from base 176 to 1408 and encodes 410 amino acids. Gene Ontology annotation, cellular component: mitochondrial inner membrane. The record is from RefSeq and is a predicted model, not a curated record. NCBI's taxonomy places the organism in Eukaryota, Fungi, Mucoromycota, Mucoromycetes, Mucorales, Phycomycetaceae. Gene Ontology annotation, biological process: inner mitochondrial membrane organization. The transcript is spliced from 10 exons.
CAUACACACACACACAUAUAUAUAUAAUUAUAAUUAUCUAAUAUAUAUAUUAAAUAUUUUAUAUAUUUAUAUAUAAAAUAUAUUUAAAGAAAAAAAAAUCACUACCUCCACUUUUGGACACACAAAAUAAUAAUAAUAAUAAAUUUAUUAAAAGAAAGGCACAUUCAUCACCACAAUGCAUCCGCGCCUUUCUUCCCUCUCAUCUUUCUCGGCAAAGACAGUCCUUAAGCGCGUACAGGCCACUACACCCCGUACUUAUGUUGCCCUUGCCUUCAAUGAGAACUCUUCUCAAAACUUGUUUGGUAAAGCACCCACUGUCGACCGCUCUUUGAAAUCGUUUCAGUACUCCAGCACUCCCAACGUGUCCAGUGCGAUAUCCUCGGUUGGUCCAGAAGCCCUGGGUAUUGACAGUACAGAACCUACCUUUGAAGUGGUAUCUUCCGGUGUGGGAUCUGCUCUGUUGAUCAAGCUGCCUCCAGAUACUGAGAUUACAGCAGCUACCGGGAGUGCAAUUGGAUCAUCUAGCAAGAUUACAUCCAAAUUGACUUUGGAUGGUAAUGUCCUGAAUGCAGCAAGCAAAUCAUUGAUCGGAAGCCCCGUUUUCCACCAAAAAUUCUACACUAGACAUUCUGCUGGAGAUAUCUUGCUGUCUCCUCAACGUAUGGGUGAAAUUGCUGUGAUCGAACUCAAGGGAAGUGGAAAGCAUAUUCUCCGUAGAGAUGCCUUUCUCGCAAAGACCGAGAAAGUCACGCUUGAACUUGGAUUAGAAGGUGUCAAAGGAAGAGAUACCGGACUUGUCAACAAGAUCGUCAAUACUGUCACUGGUCCAGGUACAAUUGCGAUAUCUCAUUAUGGAGGCCUGUAUCGUUUCUCUCUUGGUGCUGGUGAAGAGUACUUGGCCAAUCCUAGAAAUCUCAUUAUGUGGGAUCGUCGUACUAAUCCCACUAAGCUUCAUCCUGCCAAUCCCAUCGUACCUUCCCCAAGAUCACCCUUGAGAAAGUACGCCUUUGUGAGACAUGUCGUCGAUAGCCCCUCCCUCCAGACAAAACUUCAGUACAUCAACAGUGUCUCAAAGACAUUGCGAAACUACAUUCUUGGUGCACCUGAUUUCGUACGUCUCAAGGGUCCUGGAGAUUUCUACCUCUCCUCAAGAGUUGAGCCUCGCUUCGAAAAAUCUCGAUUAAUGAAUGCAUUGGCUGGAAUGAACGAUUCUGCCGUUCAAUUGUUUGAACAGUCUGCCGUAUUCCCUUCUCCACCAGAACAAACUGCAAAGAUCAACCAAAUCAAGAAAUCAAAUGUCGGAUAUGCCUCUCAAAAGUCUACACAAGGUGAAGUGUCGUACUAUGCCGAAGUUGGUCCAAAAAGCAAGGUGCUCUUUAUUCCUGCAAAACAAUCUGAAUCCGUAUAAGUAAUUUCACCCAUUAGUUCAUGGUGCAACUGUUUUUUUUUAAAAAAAAAAAGAAUAAAUAAAUCUUUAUGUAAAAGUAUAGUUGACAUAAUGUA